AACAGUCAUUAGCUGAGGUUAGGUUAGAUAUGUUUCCCCCCUUUUCCUCUCCGCCUUUAUUCGUAUUCCGCAUCAGGGUUAGCAGGAGAUCGAUGAAUGUAUACUGUGUGCCGUGUGGUGAGUGGUCACAUAGCUUUCCAUGCCAGAUGCAAUCAUAUGUUCCGAAAACGUACUGUACACUUCCGUUAGUGGUAUUAGGUAUAGGAAAAUAAACACCUGAAAAUGGCGACUUCCGUCUUUUGACGGUUACGCGGAAACGUCACUCUUUGAAUAAAUUUUUAAUAGCAAUAUAAUUACUUUGAUACAAAAUUCUUGUUGAUCUGAGAACGUUGAAAUUGGAUCUAGCAAUCGAUAUGACAACUAGUUUCGAUGGACGAUACCUGAUGCAACUACUUAUCCGCAAUCCUAGCGUUGAAAUUACGCUAUAAAAAUUUCGGAGCGGGAGAAGAAAUAAAGACAGAUAAGUAUACCUAUAGCUGCAGCUCUAACUCGACGUUAUAGCGUGUGCGAAGGAAAAGGAAAACAUGCGCGAGAUAGCGCACGAUUCGCUCUUCCAAGUGUUCAGUCUAUUUUCAUCGGCACGAGUGUGUGCGCAUGUGGUUCGGUCGCGGAAUACAAUUAGGCCACGUCAAAAUUUACUUUUUCUCUUCGAGGGAGAGACUAUCGGUGAAUAACAUACACCGUAUAGUCGAACACAACGCGGGCGGCCCGGACAAAGAGACGACGAUGCCUCCGAUCGCCUGCUCACGAGAUAACGCCUCGGUAUAGGUACCUACAAUCUCCUGCCGCGCGGGACAUUGUGGGAGUGAAGAUUGUCGAGGAGGCGCCUGUUGACAGCUGAUCUCUCGUUCACUUUCACUGCCGUCUGGAGGCUGUUCGCGAGCCAUGUCCUUCGAGGGGAAAUACAAUGCCAAGAGUCCAGCUGUGAAGAGACUGAUGCGAGAGGCACAGGAGCUACAUGAUGCAACCGAUGAGUAUUAUGCCUACCCGCUGGAGGAAAACCUUUUUGAGUGGCACUUCACAGUUCAAGGUCCUCCAUCUACGGACUUUGAAGGAGGAGUUUACCAUGGGCGAAUUCUAUUACCUCCGGAGUACCCUAUGAAACCGCCUAAUAUUAUUUUAUUAACACCUAAUGGUCGCUUUGAGAUAAACAAGAAAAUAUGCUUGAGCAUAUCUGGGCAUCAUCCGGAGACAUGGCAGCCAUCCUGGAGUAUCCGAACAGCUUUAUUGGCUCUUAUAGCUUUCAUGCCUACACCUGGUAAUGGUACAAUAGGAUCUUUAAAUUACAGUCCCGAUGAAAGACAAAAAUUGGCAAAAAAAUCAUUGAGUUGGAGAUGUGAUAGCUGUGGCAGGAUAUCUGAUUUGCUGUCUAAAGAUACAACCAAGAAGCCAAUUACAGAAGAAGAGCAACAUAUGUUGGAUACUAUUGCUUUAAAGGCUGAUGACUCAACGCCACAAGAAUCAAGUUACACUUCAAAUUCUGAUGCAAGUAGAGAAAACGAAUUAAGGCAUCGCAAUAAUAUUGAAAGUUUGGAUGCGGAACAAGAGCAGCCUGAAAUAAUUGUCAAUCCACAGGUAGAAGUUAUGUCAUCUUCUAAUGACUUUCUUUGGAACGUACUCAUUGCAGCCUUAGUAUCUGCUAUUAUCUUACUAGUUUUAAGACGACUAUUCCUAGUAUAAUAACAUGAAUUGAAUGUCUGUGAGAAAGUUGAGAAAGAAAUUAUUACAGCUCGUACAUAUGAAAAACAUUAGUAAAUGCAGGUACAUAUGUUAUUAAGAACAAGGACAAUUUUAUACAGACUUUAUGGAGGAACUUUUUAAAUAUAGAAUAUUUAAAAAUUUAUGUGUACAUACGAAGGGAUGACUUCUUAAAAAUAAAAUCUCUGAUUAUACUUUGAAGUGAAAACUGUAAAAGCAGCCAAAGUACAAUUGAGCUUAACUAAUUUGAAAUUCAAUUGUAAAUUUCCAUAUUUAUACAUUUGUUGCAACCCUAUUGUAACUAAAGGUUUGAAAAGGAUUGACAUUUUUUUAUCGUAAUUGCGUCAAAAUUCUAUGAACUGUAAUCUCCUAGCCCAUCAUGAUUUAUUAUAUUUUGCUACUAGGAAAAAUUUUUGUUAAAUUUAUUGAUGUUUUAUAUUGUGUAUUAUUAUAUUAUGUACACAAAUUACUGCUUUUUAAGAUCACUAUUUUCCUGCUAUUGAAUCCAUGCAUUUAUCAAUUUUGAAAUCAGCAAUAAGUAUUAAAAUGAUACUGUUAUUACUACUCAUUCAAGUUAAUUUCGAAAGCAUUGAUUCUGAAUUUCUAGAGGAACUUUUAUCAAUAUGUAUAUAUUUACGUUUUGAGAAUGUUUAAGAAAUAAAUUCAUUUAAUAAAGAAAUAAGAUGAUGAAAAGCAAA
Messenger RNA from Nasonia vitripennis (jewel wasp), 2396 nucleotides. RefSeq names its product ubiquitin-conjugating enzyme E2 J1. The record is from RefSeq and is a predicted model, not a curated record. The coding region runs from base 886 to 1680 and encodes 264 amino acids. The transcript has 5 exons. NCBI's taxonomy places the organism in Eukaryota, Metazoa, Arthropoda, Insecta, Hymenoptera, Pteromalidae.